AUGCGCUUUUCUUCCAUUCUUCCACUUCCACUCUUUCGUCAAAUUGCUCGAGUGAUUCAGCUUCGUUGUAGAAAUAAUCCAACUAGUCACAAAAAUUUAAGAAAUGUGAAUAAGCUUUGUCAACAUCACAUGGUUGACUUUGAGAGGACAACAUUUUUGCCAUGUAGCCUCAAAUUGCAACCAAAAGCACCCGUCUUUGUCCAUCAAAUUCAAGAUGUGGAACGCUGAACUGUGCCAACGAGACAAAAACGCUUUCACACUGUAAACAUGUUAGUGAUUGUAACGAUAAACACGGCCGCACCUUACUGAUCAUAGGAACUUCUCUCGGAUUGUUUGAGUGAAUUAAGUGUCGUUAAUUGAUUUUUUGAAGGCAAAUUCUGUACCGAAUUCUUCAUCGAAUGGACGGCCAGGCUAACCUCUUAUGUCACUGAGUCAUGAUGUACAAUUUGAAUUGUAAAAUGUUUAUGCCAGAAAUGUAACUAUGAAAUUAAUACUUUCGAGAUGUCAGAUGAAUACCUCUCAAACAUUUUGCGCGAAAGAAACACAAAUUAUUGAAAAAAAACUUCACAUGUCAUUUUCUAUUGCAUCCCACCUUUUUCACCUCUCAUAACUUUUCCAUGAUUUGCAG
Cylicocyclus nassatus is the source of this 628-nucleotide messenger RNA. The record is from the annotation of a GenBank genome assembly. Lineage: Eukaryota; Metazoa; Nematoda; Chromadorea; Rhabditida; Strongylidae.